ACGUCAUCGCAAGUUGGCGGGAAAUGUUCGGUCAGAGAAGUGGUUCAAAACAAGCGGGACUGUGUUCGUGCUGCUGAACAAUAAGGAAAGCAAGCUCUAAGUCAACUACUACCAAAUUAAUCAAGGUUACUAAAAUGAUAGGGCAGAAAACUAUAAAUUAUUUUUUUCCGCCCAUUUCGAAGAAGAGAGCUUCGGGAGGGGAACAUGAGAGAGAGGAUGCCCAAGAACAUGUUGGACGGGUGAAGAAGCUGAAGCUAUCAGGCAACGGAACAACGGAGUCACCUUCUUCUCCAGUGUGUCCAGAACUGCUGGCCCGAAUCGCCAAAAACAAGCAAGCUGCGUUGGAGAAACUGUCCGCCAGUAACACACCGGAUGAAUUUGGGGAGAGUUGGAGAAAGAGUUUGGUCUCUGAGUUUGGAAAGCCUUAUUUCAUAAACUUGAUGUCUUUCGUUGAUGGAGAGAGGAAACUCAACACUGUCUACCCACCCCCUCAGCAUGUUUUCACCUGGACACAGAUGUGUGACAUCAAAGAUGUCAAGGUUGUCGUCCUCGGUCAGGACCCAUAUCACGGUCCAAACCAAGCCCAUGGAUUAUGCUUCAGUGUGCAGAGACCUAUCCCACCUCCACCCAGCUUGUUGAAUAUGUACAAAGAAUUGGCGUCUGAUAUAGAGGGCUUCCAGCACCCUGGACAUGGAGAUUUAACUGGAUGGGCUAAACAAGGUGUCUUGCUGCUCAAUGCUGUGCUGACCGUCCGAGCUCACCAGGCCAACUCUCACAAAGACAAGGGCUGGGAAACUUUCACUGAUGCUGUGGUGCAGUGGCUCAGCUCCAACCGGGAGGGCCUCGUCUUCAUGCUGUGGGGGGCCUAUGCUCAGAAGAAGGGAGCAGCUAUUGAUAGGAAACGUCACCAUGUCCUUCCCACUGUACACCCCUCCCCUUUAUCUGCUCAUCGAGGCUUCUUUGGAUGCAAGCACUUUUCCAAGACCAAUGAGUUGCUGGAGAAAUCAGGGAAGGAGCCCAUAGACUGGAAGGCACUUUGAGAUGUCCCACACAGCCUUAUUUUCAUGGUGGGGAUUCCAAAAUGCAACUCACUAGAUUUGUCACUACUGCUACCAAACCAUAAGCUUAUGGUAUUAUUUUUGUUAUCAAAUAUCUGGGUGACAUGUUUGUAAAUGUUUACUGCAGUGGGCAAGUUCAUACUAAUUUCCUUUAUUGGCAGAUUAUAGUUUUCACUCUGGUUUGCAGUUUGCACCCUUUUUAAAAUGUAAUUGGAUUUGAUCUACAUUCAAGCUAAGUAAUACCUCAAGUAUCACUUUGUUAUGUCAACAUAGCAGUUAUAUCAAGGUUUCACAAACUCAGUCCUGGCCCCACCUCUGGGUGCACAUUUUGGUUUUUGCCUUAGCACCACACAGCUGAUUCAAGUAAUCAAAGCUUGAUGAGCUGGUUAUUUGAAUCAGAUUUUUCUUUUUUAGGAAACCCAGGACUGGGUUUGUGAAACCCUGAGCUAAAUGUGGCUGGUCUGUAAAUAUGUAAUUAUUCUGUUCUUGAUUUUUAGUACAUUUUUUAUGCUUUUCUACUUUAAAAAUAAACGUACUGUUAUUCAAGGCUG
Molecule: messenger RNA, 1609 nt
Organism: Oncorhynchus gorbuscha (pink salmon)
Lineage: Eukaryota; Metazoa; Chordata; Actinopteri; Salmoniformes; Salmonidae
Product: uracil-DNA glycosylase-like
Exons: 7
Coding region: 135-1040 (301 amino acids)
Biological process (GO): base-excision repair; base-excision repair, AP site formation via deaminated base removal
Cellular component (GO): nucleus; mitochondrion
Molecular function (GO): uracil DNA N-glycosylase activity
Source: RefSeq, a predicted model, not a curated record